Scylla paramamosain (green mud crab) is the source of this 4010-nucleotide messenger RNA. RefSeq lists its product as uncharacterized. The record is from RefSeq and is a predicted model, not a curated record. Gene Ontology annotation, biological process: regulation of DNA-templated transcription. Gene Ontology annotation, molecular function: DNA-binding transcription factor activity, RNA polymerase II-specific; RNA polymerase II cis-regulatory region sequence-specific DNA binding. Lineage: Eukaryota; Metazoa; Arthropoda; Malacostraca; Decapoda; Portunidae.
CGUGGCGCUUGUCCUUGCUGCCUGCCUGCCUGCCUGCCUGUCUGCGUGCCUGCCAUUGCCAUCACCCCAAUAAUCCACCCCAGCCGCCCCCUCGCCAGGCAGGGGGCGGGGACCCCUCUCGCCGCCGCCACAAAAAGCGGGACCGGCGGGGCAAGCGUGGCGUGAAUGAGCUCGGCGCCGCGGAACACUGGGGAAAAAUGUGCAAAAAGUUGUUGUGAGUCGCGAGUCAUGAAGCAACUGUGUCCGGCCGGCCCCCCCCCCGCCGCCCGCUGAUUGGCCAGCCGCCGCCCCGCCGCACGCCCAUUGGUCCGCCGCGCCGCCCAAGACAAAGCCAUUUUGUAAACAAACACUCAGCUGACAGACGCCGGACGGCCGAUCAAUGGCAUCUUUUAGUGUUUUUCUGGCCCCUUAAUGGAGGUGUGCUGCCCAGACCCCGCGGCGCGGCCCGUCCCUGACCCCGCCGAGCCUGACCACCAGGAAAAAAGGCGCCAUAUUGAUCCCGCCCCCGCCAACCCUGUCAUGGAGCUAAAAGUGUGCGGCCAGCCCCACCAGCCCCACCAGGGUGACCACCAGGGGGACCACCACGGGGACCACCAGGGGGGCCACCAGGGAGGCCACGGGGGGGGUCACCAGGGGCACCAGACAGCCCUGGGCAUGGCACACCCCGGGGCAGUCAAUGGACACCUGAGUGACGCCACACACAAGAAUGACUCCGUGUACGAUUUUGACCCCGAGGCGGAGGAGGAGCUGGGGCGCGGCCUGGGGGACUCCUGCGACGCGUCCCCUGAGAAGGGCAGCGCCCCCAGCGAGACCUCUGAAAGCACGGUGAAGAACGAACCAGAGCUGGAGGGCCUGGAGGACUCGGAGAUGGCAGACGAGGAGGAGUCCGUGGGGGAGAGUUACGAGGGCAGCGAGUACCCGGGGGAACCUGACCCGGGGGUGCCUGUGACCUUUGAGUGUGUGCCGCGGAGGGGACGGGGGCGACCCAGGGGCAGCAAGAACCGUGUGGAUGGGCGUGGGAGAGGUAGGGGUUACAAUGGCAGGCUGACAGAUGACCGGUCUGGUUCCUCCUAUGACCUGAGAAACAUCCCUGACCCCUUCAACAACCAGCGCAGAGGUCGCCCGAGGUCAAGGUUCAUUGUGGACCUGGGGGAGCAGAACCAUGAAGUAUGGACCAAGUCAAAGGAGGAAUUAAACAUUUCUGAUGCUGAAUUGACCACUCUUCUCCUCAGCUUGCUGGAAUCUCGACGGGACUGCGGCAGCUCGGCAGACACUGACACAAUGCUGGGUCUCAUAUCUGCGGAAUACAGCAAGUGGAAAGACAAAUUUACGUCCCAGGUGUCCAUGCUAAGCCACUACGCCUCCAUCCACAACACUAACUGCUGCACAUGUCUCGGGAUCAAGAAAAAGAAGUACAUCCCAGCUGGCACAGGCAAAAGAGGGAGGCCCCGGAAGUACCCCCCACCUGUUGGAUACGGGCCAGGAAUGCAGCGUCCAGAAACCAUUGACGAGGACGGAAAUAUCUUCGAACCGCAAAUAAUUUUAAAGGACAACAUGGUGAAGAACGAACCCAGUGGUGCUGAGGCGGGGAAGGCCAUGCCGAACGGGGAGGCCGGAGAACCCCCCCUCCCCGGCAUGGGCCCCCCGAACACCUCCGGGGCAGGGGGGAUGGGCCUCCUGCCCCGCCCGAUCUUGACGAAAGAGGAACUGGAGAAACGCAAGGAGUACUACAACAACCACAAGAACAAGAUCAAGUACGUGUGUCACUACUGCCAGGUGCAUUUCUAUCACAAACCCAACUUCGACUUCCACAUCGCCAAGCUGGAAGAAAACGGGAAAUGUAAGAUUUUCGAGAAAGUGAACAACCUGUACCUGUGCGAGGCUUGUGGCGAGGGCUUCUCGUGGCGGGAGAAGCUGGAGAAACACCUGCGACUGGCGGAGCAGCACGGGACGCACAACCAGAAGGAGCUGCUCAUGUUUGGCGACUUCCAGUGUAACAUGUGCGGGAAGACCUUCAACAAGCGCACCACCUACCUGCAGCACAUCAAGUGGCACGAGGACCGCGAGGACAUCCCCUGCGUCAUCUGCGGCACCAUGUUCAAGCAGACCGACCUGCGGCACCACCUCAUGGAAGUCCACAGCAACGACAGCCUGCCCUGCUCCUACUGCGGCAAGCUCUUCACCGGCCGCAAGUACCUGGAGAAACACGAGCUGGUGCACCAAGGAGGCAACUUCCCGUGCCCCGAGUGUGGUAAGACCUUCAGCCAGAAGAGCAACAUGCAGCAGCACCUCAAGACACACGCCCUGGACCGCGACCACGCCUGCGACCACUGCGGCCAGACCUUCAGCCAGCGCGCCGGCCUCUGCCACCACCUGAAGAAGCACUUUGGUCCGGCUGAGUUUACCGAGGAGUGCGAGGUUUGUGGUCAGUUCUUCUCUAACGAGUAUAACCUGAAGGUGCACAAGCGAAAGGUGCACAACAUGGCUGUGGACGGCCUACCUGAAGACCCUCCAGAGUACCUGGCCUCCCCGUUGCCCCAGCACCUCCCCUCGGCCGACGACCUGCGUGAGAAGGCCUUCGGGGCUGCCAACUCGGCCGUCAAGAACAUGUUGGGCAUGUCGCUUGGCUCGUCAGUCGGCCUGGGGCUCACCAUGAAGCAGGAGGGGGUGGGGAGGGGCUGGAGGAGGCAGGAGGGGCACAGCUGCAUGAGGGAGGCUGCGGGGCACAUGGGGGAGAUGAGACAAGAGGAGGAACACCUGCGACUCGCCCCGCACCACAUGGGGGUGGCGGAGGAGGCCCUGCACAUGCCGCAGGACCUCACGCGCAUGACGGCCUCCCACCACAUGAGCGACGAGUCCGGCAGGAUAUCCGCGGCGCCACAGUCCCCGCUGCUGCAGGCUCACAUGGCCAGCGGCAACGGAAACGGCGACAUGAGGACCCCGGCCACGGACAGCCCCGGGCGGAUCAGCGACACGCCCCACAUGUCGGAUAACUUGGGGCGGAUGGCGGCGGAGAACUUCGGGCGGAUGACUGGGACGCCGGGCGGGUACCUGGCGGAGCACUUGAGGCGGAUGGCGGAGAACCAGAGCCGGAUGUCGGACACGAUGGCUCACUACGACGAGCGCGACAACUACUCACGGCUCGGUGACAACCUGCGGUCCAUGAGCCGGGGCAGCGCCGGGGACCCCAUGGGGCGGCUCGGGGACAACCUGGGGCGCAUGACAGACAACCUCAGCCACAUGGGGGUCAUCCGGCCCACCCAGACCCCCUCCAGCACCCCGCAGUGGCCGCCACACAUGCAGAACCACGCAGCCCUGGACGGCAUGAACCAGUCGGCCCAGGCCAGUCAGCACACACUGUACCCCUUACCGUUCUGGCCCUACGACCCUUCCCUGAGGCAGUACCACCACUGAGCCCCCCCCACGCCCCCCCAACAUCCCCCCUGCACCUCCCCGCACCCCGUCCUCCCCCCCGUUCAUGUACAAGGCCCAGAUAUUUUUGCCAUAUAUCCGAUGCAAGUAAAUUUUUCGGCCACCUCCUUGGCGGCACGAAAUGUUUCCCUUGGUUUCCGGGAGAGAGAGUGAGCGAGUGAGCGAGCGAUUGAGCGAACGUGUCUGCUUGCUUGUCUGGUCCUCCUCCUCCUCCUCUUCCUCCUCCUCCUCCUCCUCCUCCUCCUCCUCCUCCUGCUGUUCCUCCUCCUUUUUGGAUAGGAUGGGCUGGUAAUAAGAUGGUUCCUAAUUAUUAGGCUAAAGUUAAUGAUGUUUGCUCUAGUACAACGGUGAUCCCUUGACCCUUGACCCUUGACCCUCAUCCUGCGCACCUUGCUUAUCUCUCUCUCUCUCUCUCUCUCUCUCUCUCUCUCUCUCUCUCUCUCUCUCUCUCUCUCUCUCUCUCUCUCUCUCUCUCUCUCUCUCUCUCUCUCUCUCUCUCUCUCUCUCUCUCUCUCUCUCUCUCUCUCUCUCUCUCUCUCUCUCUCUCUGUUUGCUUAGUAGGUUUAGGAUAGUAAUUG